Messenger RNA from Lactuca saligna, 934 nucleotides. The record is from the annotation of a GenBank genome assembly. NCBI's taxonomy places the organism in Eukaryota, Viridiplantae, Streptophyta, Magnoliopsida, Asterales, Asteraceae.
AUGAUCAAAACUACGUCUCUCAUACCCACAGUCACAUUUGUCCUUAUCCGUGGUAAUGCCGACGAGAUGGUCCAUAACAAGCACUCGGGACGGUGUUCAUUGCCUUAUAACGCCGUUAUAAGACCACCUAGCAGACGAUUACAGCAUGGAAGGUUGUAUGGGCUUUUGUUGUCAAGCCUAGAUGACACAAUAUUGGAUAGAAAGAACACUUCCCGAUGCCAAUAUCAGAAUCACCUAGAACAUCAUCAUGGGUAUUCUGAAAUUGAUACCCCAAACUGUUGGCUUGUGAGUAUCUUCCGUGAAUUAUAUAAACCAGAAUCCCUUCAUGUUUUCUUUCCAUUCCAAUUUUUCUCGAUCUCACUAUCACUGCCAAUGGCAUCAUCUGAUCUCAAAUCAGCCGCGUUAUUGGACCAGAUGAAGACCCACUUCUCUACCGACGCCGGCAAAGCCCUCACCAAAAAAAUCGGACUUGUAUAUCAAAUUCACAUCGCUCCCAAGAAAAUGGGAUUCAACGAGGAGAUUUACGUCGUCGAUCUGAAGAAAGGAGAGGUUACUAAAGGCCCAUAUGAAGGAGGAAAACCAGAUGCCACCUUUUCUUUCACAGAUCCGGAUUUCUUCAAGAUUGCUACUGGAAAAAUGAAUCCUCAAAUUGCUUUCAUGAGAGGUAAAAUGAAGGUGAAAGGGAGUUUGAGUGCAGCCCAGAAGUUCACUCCUGACAUCUUUCCUAAACCCUCAAAGAUGUAAGCAGGGUGUUUUAUAGAUUUGGUUUAGUGGUAGAGAUGAAGUUAGAAACCAAUUUAAUCGAAUAUGAGCACCAUAUUGUGUCUAAUAAAUUCGCGACAAUGUUGUUAAUGUGUAAUGGUGUUGAUUUUGUUUGAUAUGAAUGUGAUUCAAUUAUAGCAAUGCCAAUUGAUCCACAAUAGCAAAAUAAUUU